AUGGUUAAUAUCGCAAACGCGAUUACCCUUUCAAGAAUUCCAAUGCUUUUUAUGAUUGUUGGUUUUCUUUACUCUAAGAAACCAUAUUCAGCUACAAUUGCAACCAUUAUCUUCUUCUUUGGAGCUUGGACAGAUUGGCUCGACGGAUACUUAGCCAGAAAGCUUCACAUUUGCUCCUCCUUAGGUGCCUUUGUUGAUGCAGUUACAGACAAGAUAUUUAUGAUCGGUAUCUUCAUUACAAUGCUCCUAUUAAACAUUGUUCCACACUGGACAUUGUUUUUAAUCAUUUUGAUUCUUCUCCGUGAAUUCCUUAUCACAGCAUUAAGAGCUGUAGCUGCAACACGCUCUGUUGUAAUUGCUGCAGAAAAGGCUGGAAAGAUUAAGACAGUUAUCCAAAUGGUUUCUUCAAUUACUCUCCUUGUUUGGUUCACAUUCAUCAAGGACUACCCAGAUUUCCUUUCCACGCAAAUAACUGAUGGACUUCACAUUUUUGGAAUUAUCCUCUUCGCUAUUGCUACUUUCAUGACUGCAUUCUCUGGUGUUAAAUACAUCAUUGAUUAUCGUGCAGUUCUUGUUGACCUAUAA
Messenger RNA from Trichomonas vaginalis G3, 585 nucleotides. Its product is annotated as cardiolipin synthase protein. The coding region runs from base 1 to 585 and encodes 194 amino acids. The transcript has a single exon. Gene Ontology annotation, biological process: glycerophospholipid biosynthetic process. Gene Ontology annotation, cellular component: mitochondrion; membrane. The record is from RefSeq and is a predicted model, not a curated record. NCBI's taxonomy places the organism in Eukaryota, Parabasalia, Trichomonadida, Trichomonadidae. Gene Ontology annotation, molecular function: CDP-diacylglycerol-glycerol-3-phosphate 3-phosphatidyltransferase activity.